Molecule: messenger RNA, 1225 nt
Organism: Nymphaea colorata (pocket water lily)
Lineage: Eukaryota; Viridiplantae; Streptophyta; Magnoliopsida; Nymphaeales; Nymphaeaceae
Exons: 2
Coding region: 212-1051 (279 amino acids)
Source: RefSeq, a predicted model, not a curated record
CCCGUUAGGCAGCCCUACUUCUACUUGUUGCCUGCUGCUGCUUCCUCUCCAACUUCGUCUUGUUCAUCUUCCUGUCUUCACUCGUUACUCUUCUCUCGCUCUCUCUCUCUUUUCAUCCCUUCCUUUUCUUAAUGCCAUGUUUUCAACGGAGAACUUUUGAAGAUCUAUCUCCCCAUCUGCUGUCUUUUUUUAUUUUUUUUGUGAUCUGGCGAUGAUUUGUCCGGCCUCCCGGAGUAAUUCCCGCCUGAAUUGGCUAGAUAGGCUCCGGACGUCUAAGGGUUUUCCGGUGGGAAACGAGAUCGGCUUGGAAGCGUUUCUCGACGCCAAUGCACCGCCUUCCGGCCAGGUCGAAUCUUCCGGAGAUGAUCGGUCUGCUGCCUCGGCUCGUCCUGAUAUCUCCGGAGAGAGCGCGAAGGUACGGGUGCGGAUGAAGAGAGGGAGGGGGCCGAUUGGUCGAGACAAGGAGGACUGGUUCGCGAUCUUGAACGGUAUGCUGGCGGAGCUCUUCAAUAUGGGGGAUCCGCGGAGGUCGAGGGUUAUGGAUGAGAGGAGGACGUCCAGGAAGCAGAAAAACCCUAAAACGUGCACAAUCUUGUGCUCCGCAAAUGGGGGGGACAGGAACGCUGCCGUAUCUCCGCAGACCAGCGUCUCGGGCACAAAGGACAAGGAAACAGUGGAGAUGAAUAGUGUUCAUCGCCGGCCAAGAAGGAAAAGCGGGAAAAACGGUCUGAAGGUGGAUGAAAAGGAAGAGGGGAGUGCAAAUGUUCUCCCCGCGGAGGAUUCGUGUUCAUGCACGGUUGUAACAGUGAUUGAUUCGAGCUUUCCUGGGUGGAAAUUCGGGAAGGCUAUCUCCAGAAAAGGAAAUGAUUGGAGGAUCCGUGAAAUCAGGAAAAGUCUGGACGGGAAUAUGGCAACAUCAGAAAGCAUUUUCAGAAAGAAGAGGAGAUUAAACUGUGGGAAAGAUCAUGACGAACCUCCCAUCUGUUCCUGGAUUGCCAGCGGAGAAGGAGGCACCGUGGAGGCAGCACAGGAUAUCAGAACUUCCGAGUGACGGGGGAGUUUUGACCGUGCUAUUUUGUCAUUCGAUUUUUCUCUUUGAUCAGAGUGGAACAUGGAAGGGACACAACACUUGUACCAGAAGUGGACUGAGCUCCAAGUACUGAUUAUGUUGAGUAGAGUUUCCUGACCAUCUUCUGUGAGAUUUUCACUUUCUACAUUCGGUCCG